Messenger RNA from Onychomys torridus (southern grasshopper mouse), 2903 nucleotides. It is a transcript of the gene Ap5z1, whose product is annotated as adaptor related protein complex 5 subunit zeta 1. Lineage: Eukaryota; Metazoa; Chordata; Mammalia; Rodentia; Cricetidae. Gene Ontology annotation, cellular component: AP-5 adaptor complex. The coding region runs from base 156 to 2579 and encodes 807 amino acids. The transcript has 17 exons. The record is from RefSeq and is a predicted model, not a curated record.
CACGUGACGCAGCCGGGGCGUGGGAGGGAUGUGCUGGGGCGGGAGGGAGGAGUGAGAGCGAGACAGACGCCGUUCGGUCACAUGACACGUCAUGUGACACGACGCGGAAGUCCGCGACACGCUUCGGGCACCGGCGGCUUCUGAGCUGCAUCAGGAUGUUCUCGGCGGGCGCGGAGAGUCUGCUGCACCAGGCCAGGGAGAUACAGGAUGAGGAGCUGCAGCGAUUCUGCACCCGGGUCACUAAGCUGCUGCAGGAGCCCCCUGGGCCAGCCACCAUGGAUGCCCUGCAGAGGGUCUUGCUCAUUGUCUCAGCCACCAAGUACCCCCGGAGGCUGGAGAAGAUGUGUCUGGACCUGUUGCAGACCACCCUCUGUUUGCCCACAAGCCCCGAGCAGCUUCAGGGCCUCUGUGCCGCUAUCUUGAGAGAGAUAUCACCUUUUGAGGACCUGGCCCUGUCCUUCGAUCACACCCAGAACACCCGGCAGCUCAGCCUCGUGGCCUCUGUGCUCUUGGCCCAGGGAGACAGAAAAGGAGAGAUCAGACGUGUGAGCGAGUGCAUCUUCAAGAUCCUUGAGAACCGGCAGCCCGAGGGCCCCAGUGUCAGGCACCUCCUCCCUGUCCUGUCCAAGGUCAUUGGCCUGGCCCCGGGCACCCUCUCGGAAGACCAGACCAACCUGCUCAGCAAAAGGCUAGUGGAUUGGCUACGCUACGCCAGCAUCCAGCAAGGGCUUCCGUGCUCGGGGGGCUUCUUCUCCACACCCAGGACCCGGCAGCCAGGUCCCAUCACUGAGGUGGAUGGAGCAGUGGCUUCUGACUUCUUCACGGUACUCUCCACGGGCCAGCACUUCACCGAGGACCAGUGGCUGAACGUGCAGGCCUUCUCUAUGCUUCGGAAGUGGCUGCUACACAGUGGCCCUGAGGACCCAGGCAGUCCAGAUGCAGAUGACAAGUCGGAGCUGGAGGGCUCCACCUUGUCUGUGCUGUCCACCACCUCCACUGCCGGCCGCCUGCUGCCCCCUCGGGAGCGGCUGAGGGAGGUGGCCUUUGAGUACUGCCAGCGCCUGUUGGAACAGAGCAACCGGAGAGCCUUGAGGAAGGGGGACUCCGACCUGCAGAAAGCUUGCCUGGUGGAAGCUGUGUUGGUGCUCGACGUGCUUUGCCGACAGGACCCCUCCUUCCUUUACCGCACCCUCUCCUGCCUGAAGGCCCUGCAUAGGAGGCUGGGGGAAGACCCCGGCAGCGAGCGGGCACUGGUGCCUCUGGCUCAGUUCUUCCUGAACCAUGGGGAAGCGGCCGCCAUGGAUGCAGAAGCCAUCUACCAGCACCUGCUCAACAGGCUCCCUUCCGAGCGCUUCUACAGCCCGACCCUGGCCUUCGAGGUCAUACACUUCUGCACGCACAACCUGGCUCUGUUCGACCCCCAUUUCCUCAGCCUUCUCAGGUUGAGCUUCCCUGGUUUGUUCAAGUUCCUGGCUUGGCACAGUCCUCCCCUCACAGCCGAGUUUGUGGUACUGCUCCCAGCUCUGGUGGAUGCUGGCACAGCCGUGGAGAUGUUGCACGCACUGCUUGACCUGCCCUGCCUGACCGCCGCCCUGGACCUACAGCUCAGGUCCUCACAGACCCCAUCAGAAAGGCCGCUUUGGGAUGUCUCCCUCAAGAUUCCUAGCUGCCUGGAGGCCUUCCGGGACCCACGGCUCCAAGGACUCUUCCGCCACCUGCUCCGUACCAAGGCCAGCAGCUCCACAGAGAGACUGACGCCACUUCACCAGCUGCUGAAGCCCAUGGCCAGCUGUGCCCGGGUAACCCAGUGUGCAGAGGCAGUACCCAUCCUGCUUCAGGCCUUCUUCUCAGCCGUGACCCAGUUUGCCGACGGGGCCCUGAUCAACCAGCUGGCGCUGCUGCUCCUGGACAGAAGCGACUCCCUCUACCAGGUCCCGCAGUAUGAGGCCCGUGUGCACAGGGUGCUGGGCUCCCAGCUCCUGGCACUGUGUAAGCUGAAGCCGUCGCUGGUGGUGGAGCUGUCUCGGGAACUUCUGGAGUCUGUGGGGAGCGUGAGCAGCGUCUGCAGCCGAGCCAGCUUGUUCACCUGUGUGGUGUGGGCCAUUGGCGAGUACCUGUCAGUGACCUGUGACAAGAGGUGCACAGUGGAGCAGAUCAACAGGUUCUUUGAAGCCCUGGAGGCCCUGCUGUUCGAAGUCACCCAGUCCCGUCCCUCGGCCGACCUGCCCUGCUGUCCCCCACAGGUGGUCACCGCACUCAUGACCACACUGACCAAGCUGGCCUCCCGGAGCCAAGACCUGAUCCCAAGGGUGUCACUGUUCCUGUCAAAAAUUCGGACCCUGGCCCAGAACCCAGCCACCAGCUCUGUGUACAGUGAGGAGGACGCAGAAGCCAUCCGUACCCGGGCCACAGAGCUACUGGCUCUCCUGAAGAUGCCCAGUGUGGCCCAGUUUGUGUUCACACCCAGUGCAGGCGUGUGCCAGCCCCGCUACCACCGAGACACCAACACAGCCCUGCCUCUGGCCCUGCGCACCGUCAGCCGGCUGGUGGAGAAGGAGGCUGGCCUCUUGCCAGGUUGAAGGGACAGUCACCACCUGAACACUGGCUACAGCUUAAGAGCCUGAGCGGUCAGCCUGAUGUCAGAGCUGAGCUGCGGGCUUGGGUGACUAGAGAGGGGAGGAAGUGGACAUGGCCCUCAAGAUGACAUCACUAGCUCCUGGGGAUGAGUCAUCCAGCCUUGUCCCUGUGGCUGGCCACACUCAGCCUGGAGCAGCUGAGAGAUGGCUGAGCACCGUUUCCUAGGCUGAGCAGAAGCGGCCCUGUCUGCUCACUGCUAUUAACUCAUUUCUGGAGUUGGGGGCAAGGAGCAGUACAGGAACAAUAAUAAACUUCAUAAAAUUGCU